Molecule: messenger RNA, 435 nt
Organism: Ascochyta rabiei
Lineage: Eukaryota; Fungi; Ascomycota; Dothideomycetes; Pleosporales; Didymellaceae
Exons: 2
Coding region: 1-435 (144 amino acids)
Source: RefSeq, a predicted model, not a curated record
AUGUUCGCCAAAUCUAUCGUCACCGUCCUUACCCUCGCCGUCGCCGCUACCGCGACCCUGGACCCUGCCACCUCCAAUACCAAGGGCAAAUACCCUUCCAGCCCUAGCUGCUCCGUGACCAAGACCUCAAAGGCCAUCCAGGCUGCCGAGUGCAGCCACAACACCCGCGUCUCUGGCAAGCAGACCUUCGCCGUCUUCACCCAGGACCACCAGUACGACGGUAACCACGGCUACCCGUACGGCACAUGUGAAGCCUACACCUGCGCGCCUGGCACGGCGAUGAAGAGCAGCAAAGACAAGUGGACCUUCUUCUGGAGCAAUGCUGGUGAGAGCUCCGGCGAUGGCGCUGGGUGCAUCAAGAGCCCCAAAGAUGGCACAUGCGGCUGUGAGAACUCGGAUGGCACAUUCGUGUACGGUGCAAGCAACUGCAAGUGA